Messenger RNA from Diaporthe amygdali, 639 nucleotides. RefSeq lists its product as uncharacterized. NCBI's taxonomy places the organism in Eukaryota, Fungi, Ascomycota, Sordariomycetes, Diaporthales, Diaporthaceae. The coding region runs from base 1 to 639 and encodes 212 amino acids. The record is from RefSeq and is a predicted model, not a curated record. The transcript has 3 exons.
AUGGUUGCGGCGAGUCGUCGCGCUCGCGAGAAUCGUCGCGCAGCACGCGUGCAGCGAGCGCAAGGGGUAUCUGAGGAUGCCUCCACCAUGGAGUUCGACAUUCCUAACCAAGAGGAUGACGGCCGUCGCAACACCUCGUCUGAGGACGAGGGAGCCGACCCCGGGCAAAGCCAGCUUACCACGAUCAAUCCCGACGUCGCCAAUCUCGUCAACCACGCCACUCAGAUUAUCGGAACUUCUGAUGCGGACGGCACUAGCCUGGCCCUCGCUGCUGUCACUGCCCACAAUCCUGCCGACGCCCUGAACUUGCUCGCUGCUUCUUCGGCGAUAGCCAACAUUCGCAACGACACGGCGAAUCACAACGCGUCUGAGGCAAAGAUUCUUGCAAACCUGGCUGAGUCGGGCCUUCGCGACUCUGACGUCACUUAUGACAAGCGCUUCAAGCGUUACGAUGAUGAGCUCGAGGAGAGGGCCACUGUCGAGGAGCUCAACAAGAAGGCCACUCUCGAGGAGCUCCAGCAGCUGAAGGGCCGUGUCGCUCUGCUGGAGGGCCUGCUCUGCCGUGUUCUGUCCAUGAUGCAGAACGGCAACGUUGAUGCCACUGAGGUUGGACAGAUGCUCCGACACCUUGGCAUUUGA